AUGCGGCUCCCUGACAACCGCAAAUCAAAUACGCUAUCUCGCAAAUCAAAUACGAUAUCUCGCAAAUCAAAUACGAUAUCCCGCAAAUCAAAUACGAUAUCUCGCAAAUCAAAUACGAUAUCCCGCAAAUCAAAUACAAUAUCUCGCAAAUCAAAUACCAUAUCCCGCAGAUCAAAUACGAUAUCCCUCAUAUCAAAUACGAUAUCCCGCAAAUCAAAUACGAUAUCUCGCAAAUCAAAUACGAUAUCCCAAGAAAUAUCGAGCAUCCUCAAAUCGCCACGAUAUCCCAAGAAAUCAAAUACACGAGCAUCCUCGCGAAAUCAAAUAAUGAUAAACCCUAAAUACAAGAACCCGCGAAAUCAAAUACGAUAUUCAGGAUCAACACGCGAUAUCCCCAAAUCAAAUAGACACGACAUCCCAGCAGGAUCAAAUACCAUAUCCC
This is a messenger RNA of Pelobates cultripes (western spadefoot toad), 442 nucleotides long. Lineage: Eukaryota; Metazoa; Chordata; Amphibia; Anura; Pelobatidae. The record is from the annotation of a GenBank genome assembly.